This is a messenger RNA of Pan troglodytes (chimpanzee), 19581 nucleotides long. RefSeq names its product KH RNA binding domain containing, signal transduction associated 2 (gene KHDRBS2). The record is from RefSeq and is a predicted model, not a curated record. Gene Ontology annotation, molecular function: poly(A) binding; mRNA binding. Bases 252 to 1226 code for a protein of 324 amino acids. Lineage: Eukaryota; Metazoa; Chordata; Mammalia; Primates; Hominidae. Gene Ontology annotation, biological process: regulation of alternative mRNA splicing, via spliceosome. Gene Ontology annotation, cellular component: nucleus. The transcript is spliced from 7 exons.
UAAGGCCGCUGGUGUGAGCCGGGGCUCGGCGCGAGCGAGGGACGACGGAAGGGACGGGCAGGUGUGGGCGCGGGGCCACGCAGCCCGACGGCGGGAGUCGCAGGUGCUGGGUGCAUGGGCCAGUGAGGACGCACAGAGAUCCCUCGCCGCGCGGAGGAGGAGCAGCGCGGGAACCAGGCGCUGCCCCACGACCCUGCGUCCUAGCGAGCGGAACCUCGCGCUUCGCCCGGGGACAGUCCGAAGUCCGCGCUAUGGAAGAGGAGAAAUAUUUACCUGAGCUGAUGGCAGAGAAAGAUAGCCUGGAUCCAUCUUUUGUGCAUGCAUCGCGCCUUUUGGCAGAAGAAAUUGAAAAGUUUCAAGGUUCUGAUGGAAAAAAGGAAGACGAAGAAAAGAAGUAUCUUGAUGUCAUCAGCAACAAAAACAUAAAGCUAUCAGAAAGAGUACUGAUUCCUGUCAAGCAAUAUCCAAAGUUCAAUUUUGUGGGGAAAUUGCUUGGACCAAGAGGAAACUCCUUGAAGAGGCUACAGGAAGAAACAGGUGCUAAAAUGUCUAUCCUGGGCAAAGGAUCAAUGAGAGAUAAAGCUAAGGAAGAAGAACUAAGGAAGAGUGGGGAAGCCAAAUACGCCCACUUGAGUGAUGAGCUUCAUGUAUUAAUUGAAGUGUUUGCUCCACCUGGGGAAGCUUAUUCACGUAUGAGUCAUGCAUUGGAAGAGAUUAAAAAAUUCCUGGUUCCUGACUACAAUGAUGAAAUUCGUCAGGAACAACUACGUGAAUUAUCUUACUUAAAUGGCUCAGAGGACUCUGGUCGUGGCAGAGGUAUUAGAGGCAGAGGGAUCAGAAUAGCUCCCACAGCUCCUUCAAGGGGCCGUGGGGGUGCCAUUCCUCCUCCCCCACCACCUGGACGAGGUGUUCUCACCCCUCGGGGAAGCACUGUAACCCGUGGAGCGCUUCCAGUGCCACCUGUAGCAAGAGGUGUCCCUACCCCUCGAGCCCGGGGGGCACCAACAGUGCCAGGAUACAGGGCACCUCCUCCUCCAGCCCAUGAAGCUUAUGAAGAAUAUGCAUCAUGUGUCAGCUUACCUGGAGGUCCAGCGGAUAAGAAAAUAAAUGAAGUUCUGACUUCUUCUCCUUCCCCAAAGAGCAACACUCACAUCCCUACUUCUACAAAGUUAGUCGGGGGAUCACAGGCAGCCUGCGUUAACAUCCUCCUCCCAACUGUAACCUAGAGGAAGAGAGGGACUUUGUGCGUUUUGAGCACCACGGUGAAUCCUGGGCUUUGCAAGUCAUCUAGUGCAGAGCUAUUCAAAGAAUGACCUAAUGAUGUUUAUUACCUAAUGGGUGAAACUAUAACUUAUAUUUGUUUGUUCUAAAUAUGCUUCCCUGAAACCCCAAAAUGUAUAUACUUCCAGCACGAGGUGAUUGAAAUAAUCAUUGACAUGGCUGUCCUAUAUUUUCUAAUGAAGUAAACAGUUGAUAUAAUUUUAUAUAGUCUCAAUUAUUUCCUUGCUAAAAUUAUGUUCUGAUAGAUAUCGAAUAAUUGAGGGAAAGAACACAGGCCUUGGCAUCUUCUAGCUAGCUAUGUCGUGUUAGGAUGUGUUCACCUUUAAUAUUGCUUUGGGUUCUGUAACUCACACUAAAAAAAUUAUGAAAGUACUCUGCUUUCAAAAAACUUCCCAAAUUUUAUGGUAAGGGUUUGUGAGUAGAAAUGUCUCCCAAAGAGCCACUGCAUUUUAUACAAAUAAUUGUUUCAAGGGCAGAUAGGAAAUAGUGAAUCAUCCUAUUAUUUUAAACACUCAACGUGAGUUUCUUUAGAGGCCAAAAAGAUCAAAUUUAUAACUAAUUAACGAAUACUACCUGUAUGGGGCAGGUUGCUAGCAUCGACCAGAUGACACACUCACUGGGGUAAACGAAAAGAGCUCAACAAAGGGUCCAUUUCAACUAGGGAUGGUGAAGUAGCCAGAAGCCAGUAACAGCAGGAAGCUUUAAAACCCCUUCUCUGAAAGGGCAAGCAGGAGGCAAUGUUAAGAAAUCUGCAAAAGCAGCCACCAUGAGAGACUGGCUAUCAGACAGGAGCCACUGUCAAACCUUGGCCCAUCAGAAGAGAGCAGAUGUGGCAGUGGGAGAUAUACAUCCUCAUCUUUUUCCCUUCCUUUCCUCUGAUUUCUUGCCAGUGCCUGCUCCUGGCUUAACAUAGGAAAAAGCCAGGUGUUAAGAGAGCUUGGGUCUCUUAACAGAGCAGUCUAGAGAGGUCUCCUGGUGUACAGAGAAGAGUGGAUGAGACAAAUUUUAACUAUGGGAAGCAAAACCUAAAAUAUGCCCAUAAAACCCCUAAAAAAUGCCACAGUUCUUUACAUGAAGACCAGGUCCAAGGACUAAAAAUAAUUUAGGGGAAAAAUAAAAUAUUUGGAAAACUCCUUCUUUGAUUAUUUGCAACCCAGAAGUAUUUUUACAUCUAUGUUGUCAGGUUAAGAAUGUCCUGUCUCUCCAAGACAGAGAAAUCAUCCAAAUGUUGGCAUCCGAAUCUAGCACUGCUUCUUACAAAGUUAUUUAACCAUCAGUUUUACAAUGCUUAGUAUGUGGCAGGUACUGCUCUAAAAAUUUUUUAAAUAUUGACUUAUUUAAUUUAAUCCUCAUACAGUGAUGUGAACUAGGUUCUAUUCUCAUCAUCCCCAUUGAGUACACGAGGACACCAAGACUCAAAGAGGUAAAGUCGCUUUCCCUAGUCCACAUAGACAAUAGAUGGUGGAGCUACCAUCUGAACCCAGAUUCUUGGGCUGCAGUGUCUGUGUUCCUAGCCAUUAUAAUGUGCCACACCCUUAUGGGGGACUUGUUGCAUGACCACAAGCACAUAUAAAUUUUAAACGGUAACUAUGUCAACAGAUCAAAAGGAAUGAUUUUUCUUAGAUGAAUUUUUACAACCCUCUUAACUGCGUUCAUUUACUUUUAAGACCUUUAAAGAAGAAAUGUAUUUUCUACUCAAAAUCAAACUAACUACAAAAAAUAUUUAGGAUAAUUUUGGUGUAAGUACACAUAGGUUGGCGUGCUAUUUGUCAGAGCUAGAAAUUUAGAGGUAUAUUAGAGGAUUAAGCAUGAUUAGAUGCAGAAUUAUGGCAGCUAUUUAUGUGAGCAAAUUCAGCAUUUACACCAUCAAUCCCAAGGACUCAGAAUAUGUUUUGCCUAUGGAAACACUAUUUUAAAUUGAUAAUUCAUUUCAUUUCACAAGAAAGAAAAUGUGCACUUUGUCAGAUGACAAUUCUUUGAAAAACAUAAUUUUUAAAGGCUGCAAUGACAUUUUACAGAAAUACUGUUUUAGCAUAAAUUAGUUUCAUUUUCAGACUAUAUAUUCUUUUUCUACAUGCUUUUGUCUAAUGAAAUAAUUUCCUCCUUGAUUUCAACUAAAAUAACAUAAAUAUUAAAAUGAAGAUUAACUUUGUGAUAAAAAGGUUUGUAUCUCUGAAAAUUUUCCAGAUAAGAAUUGUGAAAUGAUAGAUUUUAAUAACCUAUAGCAUAGGAAUUUUCCCAGUUUUAAUACUGGUGAAUAUUUGGCAAUGUGGACACUUAGCCAUUUGAAUGACAUGACUAUGAUUAAUGUACUACUCUUGUUUUUAAAAUGUGCAGUAAAUUUGAUUUUUAGGAAGCUUAGAUUUCUGGUAAAUAUUUAAAUAUUGUGCAUAAGCAGGUAUUUGCAGACAAUCUAUUUAACAAAUGAAUUUGACCAUAUUAUACUGUUAUCUAUAACAAACAGAAAUGAUUUAAUGUCAUAUUAAUAAAACUUAAAGCCUCCCUAGUUAUGUAUGUUAUAUGAAAUUUUCAAAGUAUCUUAAAUUUCCUGAGGCAUUUGAAAGUGGAAAUUCUAAAAUGCAUGUUUUUCCAUGUUCCAAUUUUAGGGCAAAGUAGAAUCCUGCACUUUCAACAGAUGUUGAUGUCUUAGUCCAUUACACUGCUAUAAAGAACUACCCGAGACUCGGUAGUUUAUGAAGAAAAGAGGGUUAAUUGACUCACAGUUCCACAGGCUUAACAAGAAGCAUGGCUGGGAGGCCUUAGGAAACUUACAAUCAUAGCAGAAGGCUGAGGGGAAGCAAGCACAUCUUCACAUGGCAGCAGGAGAGAGAGAGAGCAAGAAGGGGGAGUGCUACACGCUUUCAAACAACCCGAUUUUGUGAGAACUCUAUCACGAGACAGAACAAGGGGGAUGGUUCAAAACCAUUAGAAAAACACCUUCAUGAUCCAUUCACCUCCCACCAGGCCCUCCAACACUCAGGAUCACAGUUUGACAUGAGAUUUGGGUGGGAACAGAGCCAAACCAUAUCAUUUGACUAGACAAGAUGAAUAAAAAUUGGAGCAUAAGCUUUACCAGAUUCAGAGCUUUGUUUAUUGUAAACACAACUGCUUAGUGCUCUGACAAUACUCUUUGAACUUUUAAAGUCAUGCAUAUCUUGUAUUAUUAAAAUUAAAAAAUUUUCUUUUGGGAAAACUCUGAAGAUAAAAGUAAAUAUUUUCUGUUUGGUUUUUGUGUCACCAAAUUAAAAAAGAAUUGAUUGUUAAUAUUUCUACAUGAUUUAACUUGGAUCUCACAUUUUGGAGCAUGUUAUUUCAGACAUUAUUUCUUCAUUAAGAGACUCAUAUACAUAUUUUACUGGUUUUUGAUUUCUCAGUUUUAAUUUUAUAAUCUGCAAAUUUUGAGUAGCCACACAUUUUUGAAAACUGUAAAUUUGAACAACCUAUACUUCAGGUACAAGGUCAUCUUAAAUCGACAUACUCAGAAGAUAAAAUGUAUGUUACAAGGAAGCAACAAUUCGUCAAUACAUCCCAACAUUCAGGAAAAGCAAUAGAUAAUGGAAAACCAUUUUGAAGCAAUUACCUCACUGAUGAGGAUAAUCAUAAAAUGAACUGAUUUGUUAUAAUGAGUAUCAUGUUCUGAGAGAAAUAUCGCAUACUAAGACAAUAUCCUGGAAGAAAUAUUCUAUUUCUGAAUUUGCUCACUUGGCACAUUAGACUAUGUCUUUAACCAUCAGAUAAAUUCUUCCCAAUCUCUGCAAUCUCUUUAUAUAAAGAGAGGACUUCUUUACAUAAAAUUUGUAUAAAGAAUAGCAAUGAUAUUCUGCAAAAGACUGAAUGCACAUGCUUUAUCAGAAAAUGUAUUUAGUUUUAGCUUAAUAUCAAAAAUUAUAUACAACUUUUUAUAGGGUUCCAAUAUAAACUGAAUUUUUCCUCACUGAUGAUCUGGGGAAAACCUUUAGUGAGAACUAAGAGAUGUCAGCAAUGUGUUAUGUAUGUCUCCCCAACCCUCCUUCCUUGGUUGUGGUGGAAUAUUAAAGCAUUCUCAUGGCCCCUUUGCAACUGAGUCUAGUCAGAAACAUAGAAUUUACUUUAACUCAGUAAAACCCAGCAACCAACACCUAUCAGCUAGAAUGACCCCAUCAUGCAUCAUUUAGCAUAUAUAUGUUAACCUAGGCAUUGUGUCAGACACUGGAGAUUUAAUAGUAAAAAAAAACUACCCACAUAGGAAUGGUGCCUGUCCUUAUGGAGAUGACCAACUGGUGGAAUAUAGAGUUACAAAUCAGAGAGCUAAUUAUGAUACACUGUUUCAAGGAUUGUAAUAGAAAUAAUAUGACUUAUCAUGGGUACAGAGAAAAGAGACACUGAUCUCUUCUGAGGGGAUGUGAGAGAGUAUUUAGUUGAGGUUAUAGCCCAUGUCACAGCUUAGAGAAUGAAGAUAGAGUCUGAGAAGGAGAGAGCUUGUUUGUAAGACUACAUUGCUGACAUAGUGCAGAGAACUGAACACAAAAGCAUAGAGUAGGGAAUAGAAAUAGGUUAGCUGGAGAGUUAAGCUAGGGCCACAUAAAUAAAUAAGAAAAAUUUUAGGGUGAUUUAAGAAUUUAGACUUCACCCUAAGAAUCAUGGAAAACCAUGAGAAGAUUUUUAAGUAUGCUAGAAUGAGACCUGAGUUUUGUGGAGAAUUAGUGAGAAGAGUAGAAGAUUGGAAAGGAAACCACAUUAGAACAUUGAAGCACUGAUGAAGAUGAUAGAAAAUGGCGAUCUAAUACAAGGCCGAAGGUACUGGGGUUGAGGAAAAGUCAAGAGAUUCUUGAAAUAUUUAGAGAAUAAAGUUAACAGGACUCAGUGAUUAACUGGAUAUAGAAAGGGAGGAGGUUAGAGUGUUCAGUCUUCUUGACUUGGGAAACUGGGUAAAUGUCGACAUCAUUUGCUGGGAUAGGCUACAGUAGGAUGAAGAAACAAUUUGGGAAAAGAAGAUGAACUUAGUUUUGGAUAGACUGAUUUGGAGGUACCUAUAGGUUAGCCUAGAAAAGAUAACUAAUUGGCAGUGGGCAAUACAGGUCUAAAGUUUAUCAGAAAAAGUUGGUUUGGAACCAUACACCUGGCGUUUAUCCCUAGAGAUGGCUAUGGAAGUCAUUGAAAUGAAUCAGGUAAUUUUGUUUCUGAGAGUAUUUUAAGAAAAGAGAAAAUGGAAGAAUCUCAAAUAAACACAUUCAAGGGAAUUCAUGAAAAUUCUUUAGAAAAUUUGACAUAAUGGGUCAACUAUGUCUUCUGACUACAUAAAUGAAGACAUUUUUAUCUGGAGUGUGCAUACUAGCAGGUUCAAGCCUUAAACAACUUCAGACACCUAUAUAAUCUGUACUAUGUUGAAUUCUUACUCUAACAGAAAUACCAGUCAUUGGUCUCUAAUGGAAAAAUAAAAUCUUAGCAAUGUGACACCCACUAAAAAUGGAAGCAAUCCAUAGGACAUCUAAAACCUAGCUAAAAUAAAUUCAUAGUUUCCAAGGCUUAUAAGUGGAAAAAAAAACUUUAUUGCAGCAGUAAAAUGAGUCUCCAACACUCAUCACUCUAGCAACCUGCAGAUGCAUAGUGGGAACAUAGCCAAGGAAAGAUAGAAAGAGUCUGCUUGCCAACAAAACUUUCAUCUUCAAUUCAGAUAGUUGAUCUUAGAAGUGUCAUCUUACCUUUUAUACGCUCUCAGCAUUUUAAGUCAUUGAUACCUGUGCAUUAGCAUUAAAAUGUUUCCACAUAGAUCCAGCUGAGUCCUCACUCAUAUCCUGUGUCCACUAAUGAUACAAUGCAAUUACACAAGUUCUACAGAGGACAUUAAAGCAAUCCUUAAAUUUUAGCAAAUAUAAAAAUUAUCUUGAAAGGUUACUAAAAUGCAAUGUUGCAAACCCUAAUCUACACUUCCUGAUGUAAGAUGUCUUGCUAGUAGGACCCAGGUUUUUAUACUGUUUAAAUAGCACCCCAGUAGAUUCUAACAGAGGUGGUCCACAAGCUACAUUUUGAAAACCUCUAAAGUAAGAGAGAGUUGAAAGUCUAGUAUUCAGGUUACUGAGGGGUGCAGUUGUUUAAUUGAUGAGGAAACAUAGAUAUCUCUAAUAAUGCUUAAUCUUAUGGAACCAAGGGAAAAAAUAAUAGACAAACAGGUUUAAAUCUCAAUUCAUUCAGCUUACAUAGUCAUUCGAUACAGAUUUCCCAAUUCUGAGUGAAAUUCUCCUCACACAGUCAGUAGGAAUUUAGUCAGCCCCAUUAGAGUAGAUGUAAGAAACAUAAAAGGAAAGGGUGCCACACAUAUAUGGCUAUCCAGGUAGCACAUUGAUUCUCUCGAUUAUCUGUUGUUUACUACUAUUCAGUUUAUCUCCAAAAUAACCUGUUAUUAAAAACCACAGACCUAAUAAAUAGUUUGACUAAAUGUGUCCCACAUGCAUGGAGAAUACCAUAAGAAAUCUGCCAGCAAAUGAGAUCCCUUCUGCAUAAAUGGAUUGUGUAUGUCUGUAGUCUGCAAAUUUACAUUAAAACAGGAAUACAAAUGUGACUUCCAGAAAACACCUAUGAGCAAAAAUUAUUCCUGACAGGAAGCAGGGAUUGGUUUGACCCUCUAAUUAGUUUAUAUUUCAUCAAUUCUAAAUUGAUUUUCCAGAAGUAAACUCUCCCUAAGAUCCGAAUUUGUUAAUCUGACUAACUGCUUAAAAUAGCCAAAAUAUAAUUUCUGUUCUAUAACCUCAGGCCCUGUCAAACCUAUCUUUUCUUGAAUAUUCUUCAUCUUCUCUAUAAUAUCUCUAUUCACCCACUGCUCAAGCCCAAAAUCUUAUAUUUCAUACUAUGUUUCUCUAUUUUCUCACCUCCCAAAUCAAAUCCAUCAGGAAGUGAUUUUGGUUACACUUACAAAACACAUCCUGAAUGUCCCCAUCCAUGGUGUGGUCUGAUCUGAGCCAUCAUCCUUCCUCAACUAGAAUCUCAUGAAAGUCUUCUAGUGUCAUCUAAUGGAAUUCAAUGUCAUCCCAUGGUAAUUUGAAAAAGUUAACCACAACUCUUUUCACAACUGACCAAAGCUACUUGCUAGCAUCUCCAUUAACUUUCUUUCUGGCUCAGACAAGUGGCUUUGUGCAUAUUGCAAGCAAGGUUCUUGAAACAGACUGCCCAGGCUUGCAUCUUGGCUUUACCACUUUCUAGUUUGCACGAGUUAAUGAACCUUCCUGUGCCUUACCUGAAAAUAAAGGAUAAAAUGCUACACACUUCACAGGGUGUUUGACAAUGCUUUUUAUUGUUGAGAACUUCACUUUUGUUCAUUAUUUGGGACUUUGGCACCUGCUAGUUCCUUUAAUCAGACUGCUUGUUCCCAGCUCUUGGCUUGGCCGUUUUAUUCUUAUCAGUUGGUUUCAGUUAGAAGUCAGCUGUUCAGACUUAUCUUGCCUCAUCUGCCUGCCUAUUUCUUUCAAAUCUCUUAACAUCAUCAAUUAUCAUGUUCAUUUGUUUAUUUUUCUGUAUGUCUUCACCUAAGUGCUAGGAAAUGGAAAAUUUGCUUUCUCUAAUAUUGAAAACAAUAUUUAUAAACAUGAAUCAAAUUUAACGUAAGGCCCUAUUUGGGAAGAACAAAAUUGUUUGUGGACCUCAUUUUAUCUCAGAAAGAACAGUGCACUCAGUUACUAAUCAAUAAAACAAGCAACAAAAUGCCAAAAACACAAUAUUGAUAUUGUUUAUAGAUAUAUCUGUAUACAGCAUUAAGAAUGGACAGAUAAGAUAUGUAUCAACUUGAGAACUGUGUAUGUCUCUCAGGAAAGAAAGAGGGGAAGAAAGUCACAGUAGGGACAAAGUAAGCUCCAACAUUUUGUUUUAUUUCCUUAAGUUACAUUAUAUUUGAAAAUAUUUUGAGAAAUUAAUAUUGAAAUGUUUUUAUUUAAAUUAUCAAUUAAAAUUUGGUGUAAAAAUUAUUUCCUGAAUCCCUUAUUCUCCUAACCCUUCAUUUGGCCUCAUCUGAAUAUUCAUUUCCUCAAGAUUGAUUUGUAUGAAUGAAAUCAUUUUAUAGUUUACACAUUAAAUACCUCCUGCCUUUCAAAAGGGCUAAAGAUUUCUCAGUGGUUAAAAUGCAUUAAGAUAUUAUAGCUAAAAUAAGCAUUUUUAGAAGAAAAAUAUAUUGGAAAAAAUUAAGAGAAAAAAAGAGAAAUUAGAGGAAGUAGUUAAUUCAAUUAUUCACUAAACUAACUACUGAGGGUAUUAUAGAUUUUCCCGAACCUUUUGGGCUCCAAAAACGCAAUUCCUAGUAACAUACAUAAGAAUGUAUAUUUUCUUUGACCUAAUAAUCAGAUUUUGAGGAUAUUAUUCUGAGGAAAAAAUAUCGCUCAAAGUAACAAGGAAAAACAUUGUUAGGGGGAGAUAAAACUGGGUGGUAUAAUUUUUAUGCUUAUUUUAUUCACUUUGGGGAUCUGGAAAUCCAGUUUUACUAUCCUUCAGGACUUGGCAGAUUCUGGGAAAAUGGCUUACAGUAACCAAACCUACAGGAAAUGGAUGAGUAUAAUAAAAUAUUAAUUUCACCAUUUACAAAAAGAGGCACACAUUUUCAUUGACCUUUUUGUCAUUCCAUUGUCCAGUGUCAAAAAUGUGUGGUGAACGUGGAACAACAACAUGAUCUUGAAGUGCAUUUCUUCUAGGUACUGGUAAAACCAUAUGAAUUCACUCUAGCCCAGACCUAGUAUGAAGAGACCAGGAUCCUUCAUUUCCUGGAUACUACUUCCUUAAGUCUGUCAGAGAUAGUGCAGAAUUAACACUCCCAAUUUUUUAGCAUUGGCGCUUCCACUUCUCUUUUUAAUCAUUAUUUCUUCUAUUCAUCUUAGUAUAUUAUAUUAAAUUUCAACAACUUCUUGAGUCCCUAAUGUCUUUUUUCUAUCCUUUUCUCUUCCCCUGUCUCUGCAUUGCCUACUAUCCAUUUUUUUUUUUUUUUUUUUUUUUUUACUUACAGAGGUUUUCUCUGCCCAAUAUUCUUAUUUUAACAAUUGAAAGGUCUUUUUUUAAAAAGGAAGGCAGCAAAAUAUCCUUUCUGAAUGGAACUGAUGUGAAGAACAGUAGAGUUGCAUCUUACUUAUCAUAGUAGAUAUUAUCUUGGCAAGUUGAAUAAGAAAUAAUAAGUGAAAUUCCUAUGUAAAUUUGUGGCACUUUUAGGGAUUUUUCCCUGUGAUUCAAGCCUCUGGGUUUUAAGACGGGAGAUGUGGACAAUGUGCUAAAAAUAUUUAAUGACUUUAAUCUAUGGGAGUUGUCGAUCAAAAUACAGAACUCCACAUGGACAGCCUUAGGCAUAUCAGCACCCUAAUUACAGAAAGUCUGGCCUGUCACCAAUGUUUCAACACUUGAUUUAUUUCCUGUUCAAUUUGUUCAAUAGAGCCAGAGUUAAUUGGUUUUCCAAAUGAGUGUUAAAAAUAUAAAGAUCUAGCUUCAUUAAGUGGAAGCUAUACUUAUUAUGCACCAAUGACUUGUAAGUCUAUGUAAAGGCUAGUAGGGUGAAAUUUCAGGGCAUUGCAUACAAAACCACAGCUUUAAGUUGGCACUAAUAUGGCUAAUAACUAAUAAAUAUCCAAAGCCAUAAUGGUUCAUAAAAACAGAAAAGUUUAUGAACUAAAAAUUCUCUCCAAAACCGAAGGUAUUUAAACAGACUGUGUAAAACAUAGCAUUGUAUUUUUCAAAUCUAAUGCAUUUUACUUUCUUUAGAAAGAGAUAUUUAGAUUUUUCUUAUAGCAAACGAAAAAAAGUCUAAUAUACCAUUGGAUAUGUAGCACACUGUGAGUAUUUUUAUAUAGUGCUUAGUAUUUCUAUAAUUGCCAUUCUUCUAUGGUACAGCAAUGAAAUUAAUGUGAUAUUUUGACACCAUAAGUGACAAAUGGAGGACUAGACAAAGAAAGUUAAUAUGUAUUGGGAUAGUUCUGGGCUCCUAAACGGACACAAGAAAAUCAUAAAGUGGUGAUUUUCAUCUUACCAUUUUCCACAAUAAGUGCUUUUUAAAAAAACUUGAACACCAUCAUCAGUAAUGUACUGUCAAAUGUAAUUCUCAAGAAAUAGAAUCAUCAUUUUGGAAUUGAGUCAUCAUUCAGGGGGCAGCAUUUACAUUCUUUGUAGAAAAACUAGAGAAAUGUGAUUGCUUUGUGGAAAGUUUUUUUAGAAAACCUGAAUAUUAUCCACAAAUAUAGAACUCAUACCUCUGUACCUCUCCUUAAUGUUUCAGCCAUCAUUACCACUUUCCUUGUUUUUUGAUACGGUGGCAAAAUCUCACCAGGUAAGUUGUCUCAAGUAGAAAUGCUAAAGAUGGAAAUGACUAACUUCUAGCUACUGCAUAAAUUGUAAAAGUGUAUGGUUUAAAUUAAGACAACACUCAUAGAUUUAAGAGGAAUAUUUUUCACACUAAAAUAUUAAUAUAAAAUGUAUGUGGGAGAGUUCUAAAUGUCACCUUGAAUGAAUAUGGUGACUUAAUUUUGUUUCAUUAUGUAAUAUGGCAUUCUACAUUUUAGUAGAUUUAUUCUUUAAGAAUAAAUGAGUCUGUCUUUGCAAAACUGGAUUUUCAAAACAGAUAACACUUGUAUUUGUUUCAUAGCAUUGUGAUAACGAAGUACCACAAACUGGGUGAGUUAAAACAAAAGACAUUUAUUUUUCUCAUAGUUCUGGAGGCUAGAAGUCCAAUAUGUCAGCAGGGUCAUACUCCUUUUAAGACACAGGGUAGAAUCUUUCCUUGCCUCUCCCUGACUUCUACUGUUGGCCAUCAGUUUUUGGCAUUCCUUGGCUUGCAGCUGCAUUACUCCAGUUUCUUCCUCUGUCUACACAUGUAUUCUCUCUGUAUGUCUCUGUCUUCACAUGGGCAUCUUCCUUCUUCAUAUUAGGACACCAGCCAUAUGGGAUUAGGAUCCAUGCUAAUCCCAUGGAUCCAAAUUUGAUUAUAUCUAAAUUUGAUCUGCCUCCAAAUUUGACUAUAUCUAAAAAGACCCUAUUUUCAAAUAAGGUCAUGUUCACAGUUUUCCGGGGUUAGUAUUUAAAAUAUAUCUUUUUGGAGACACAAUUUAACCAAUAACAACUUUUUUGUGGAAGUAUUUUAUACAUUGUAAGCACUAUGUGUAAUUAUUUAACUCAAAUUUAGUUAUUGUUUUAACAAAUAGUUAGAAGUCUAAGGGAUACUAUUCCAUAUCAAAACAGUGUGCUUUUAGAUUUGGUAGAGUGGGUUUGGGCUUACUAAGGAACUUUUGGUAUUUAUGAGUGCUCUGUUAAGCUAAGCGGCAUGGUUGAAAAUCCUUCCCAUAAUAAAAUAUUGUGUUUAUUGAUUCAGCUUUAAUAUAAAUAUGCAUUAUAGCAGCACAUAUUUUAAAAAUACAUUUAUCAGGACUUUUCAAUGCAAAGGUUAUUAUCAACAUAUGGUAUUAUGGUAAGUACCAGAGACAAGUUAUAUAAAACCUGAUCAAGAAUAAAGAAGCCACUCAAAGUGAAAGCAGUGUCCAGGAUCAUUUGCUUGGUUGAGUAUAUUAAUUCUACAGAUUUCACUAAAAGCAAGGACAAAAAUAUUUUCUUCCUCAAUAAUUACUUCAGGGAUAGAAGUGUUCACAGAGGCCAUAUAUCCAAGGUCAUGGAAUUAUAUGCUCUGUGGAACAUACUUUCCCUCUUGUUCAUUGCCAUUGAUCCUAGAGAUAAUCCCAACCAACCUCUUGUAAAUGCAAAGUCACCAGAUCAUUUUAAAUAUGUGAAUAGUUUGGCAAGAACUCGUUACUUUUGCUAAAACCAUAAAGUACCUACCUUGUACUUGUGGGUAAAAAAUGGCAUUUGGAAAGGUAAAAUAUUAUCGUAGUUCCUUCUUAUUUGUGGUUUUGCUUACUGCAGUUUCAGUUUCCUGCUGUCAACCGUGGUCUGAGAAUAUUAAAUGGAAAAUUUCAGAAAUAAAAAAUUUGUUAAGUUUUAAAUUGUAUGUCAUUCCAAGUAGUGUGAUUCCUUCCCACUCUGUUCCUCCUGGGACAUGAAUCAUCCCUUCGUCUAGCAUAUACAUGCUGUAUAUGCCACAUGCUUGCUACUGUAAAGGAAAAAACAUAGUUAGGUUUUCCCCCUGUAUCCAUGGGUUUUGCAUCCAUGGAUUCAACCAACCUGGGGUGGAAAAUAUUUGAAAAAAAAAAUGAGUGGUUGUGCCUGUACUAAACAUGUACAGACUAUUGUCGUUAUUUCCUAAACAAUGCAGUAUAACUACUAUUUACCUAGCAUUUAUAUUAUAGUAGGUAUUACAAGUAAUCCAGAGAUGUUUUAAAGUUUACAAGAGGAUGUGUGUAGGUUAUAUACAAAUACUUUACCAUUUUAUAUAAGGAACUUGAGCUUUUGUGCUCAAGUUUAGUUAACCUGCAGAGUCCUUAAACCAAUCCCCAAAAGAUGCUGAGGAACAACUGUAUAAAUAGCGUUCAGUACUAUCCACAGGUUCAGACAUCUGCUGGGGAUCUUGGAUCAUAUCCCCAGCAGAUAAGGGGAAACUACUGUAUUUUCACUGUGUUAUUUAUGCCCACCCCUGACCACACUCAUUUGAACCCAAACAAACCCAUACAAUUCUAAACUUUGGGUAAAGUGAAACCAUAUUAACACUAUAUAUAGUUUUUUGUUUGUUUGUUUUUGUUUUUUGAGAUGGAGUCUCAGUCUGUCACCAGGCUGGAGUGCCAUGGUGCGAUCUUGGCUGACUGCAACCUCCAACUCCCUGGUUCAAGCGAUUCACCUGCCUCAGCAUCCCAAGUAGCUGGGAUUACAGGCACGCAGCACCACACCAAGCUUAUUUUUGUAUUUUUAGUAGAGACAGGAUUUCACCAUGUUAGCCAGGAUGGUCUCGAUCUCCUGACCUCAUGAUCCACCCUCCUCGGCCUCCCAAACUGGGAUUUCAGGCGCGAGCCACCGGUCCUGGCCAAAUAUAGAUUUUAAUGUAACUAAUUAGCUCUUAGAUUGGGGUGUGUUCAUUUAUUUUAAUUUCAGUCAUAAUGAAUUAUAAUACUAAAAUAGAAGAGAGCAGCAGCUCAAAGUUCUGAUGCUUAUUCAAUAAGUAAACACCAUUCCAUCCUGAAGAAUUCACUUGAUAUCUGUUUGCUACAGGAUUCAAAGAAUCAUAGAAUCACUCAUUUGAGUGGACUUAAAAGUCAGCUAGUAUAAAUUUUCAGCCACAGCUUCAUAAAUAAAUGAAUAAAUUUGUUGCUUUAUUUCAUUAAUCUAAUUGGAGUUCAACCAGACUUAACACAGGACGAAACUUUUUUUACUGGCAUGGAGGUGGGAGUGGGACUGAGUUGUUAAUCAGGAUUCUGAACAAUAAUAAGAGGUAAGUAAAAGCAGGGAGUAAUAAUGGAGGCAAAGUGCCUAGUGUGUGUCAUACUACUACUUCUAUGCACUGGAAGGUCACCAAGGAGGAAAAAUACUUUUUCUUUGUUAUAAUUAACCACUAUCUAGUUUAUUCCGGACAAUGAGUUAAUUUCAUUUAACUCUUAUGGGAUUUCACUAUAUUAAUAUUGAUAAAGUAAAAGCAGUUCUGCUAUUAGAACUGAGCAGGGAGCUGAUAAUUCAAAUGGAAACUACACUAUGCAAGACUGUACUAUAAUUUAUAAAACAGAUGAACUAUACCAAGUAAUGACAUGCAUGACUAUCUAUCCUGCAAAUGACAUGCAAAAACUGUCUAAACGCAUACUCUUCUAAUAUUAGCUUACUUAAAUCUAUAUACACCAUCUCAAAACCACAGACAAUAGUAACUCCUCACAGAUUAAUGUGGUUCCAGAAAUUCCUAGGUUUGCAAAUCCAGCCUGAUCCCUACCAAUUCAAUGGUCUCCCUGGUGAUGUGGUCUCCUUGCAGUAGCAUGCUAUUAAACCUAGUUUAACAAACUAUAUAGUUGGGUUCCAAUGGCCUUUAGUAGUAUAAUAUCAAGAAUAAUUCUGAACACAGUAUUGUCACAUUACAGCAAAAAAGAUGGUCUUCCAUCAGAGUAGUCUAUGCCUCAUUAACUGAACCAACUCUAACUUUCUCAUCUUGGAUCAUCUUUCUUUUCCUCCUGUAUGUCAUUUUCAUAAUACCAGAAUACUUUUUCCAUUCUAAUUCCUGUAUAUGUUCUUAUAUUUGAUUUUCUUAAAAUUGUUAUUCAUUUUCUUUUCCAUUACAUUUUGAUAAUACAUAUAAUUUACAUAUACACAUUUACUUUGCACAUUACAUAUAAUGGUAGAGGCAAAAUCUUUUUUAUUUGUUGCAAACUAUGUUAGAUUUUGAGAGGCUUCCAAAAUAAAAUAAUAAGUGUCUUCAAGUAACUUAAAUUAUCAUGAUCUUAACAUACAUGUGAAAAGACAACUAUAUACGUAUAAAUGUGAAAAUACGCUGAGGCCAAGGUACAAAUGUGAAAGUGUACUGAGGCCAAAGGUAUUAGAAAAAUAUAUAAAUGAGUAUAUCUCAACUCUCAGACUAUGGUUUAUUAUCAAUAUUUUUUGUUUUUGUUUCCUUGUAAGGAAUGUUACCACAUUAAAUAUGUAUUUAUUCUGUUUUACAGAGUAGUGGUUUGUUUUAUAUUUUAUCCUUUUAUUGCCAAAGUUGACUAUGUGAAAUGUAUUAUGAAUCUUUCUGAUGUUACAGUUUCCUUAAUAUGAAAUUCAAAGGUAUUAGCCAUUAAAAGUUAUAAACUAGCUGAUUAAUGGUUCUUAUUUUUCAUUAUAAUAUAUGAUGCAUUUAUACUAAUUAUUUUACUUACCUUUGACUUUGGUUCACUUAUUUAAUAUUUAUAAGUUUUAGUUUCCUCCUGGGUUGUUGGAAAGAUUAAAUCAGAUGAUUCACUUAAAGCUCCUCAUGAAAGGUCUGACAUUUAAUAAGCAUUGUCUUUGGAGUUAUUAUUUAUCACACAUUUAUUGAGCACCUACCAUCUGACAAGCACUCUUCACAGUACUGGGAAGUUAAAGAGGUAUAGUACACUUUUUAUUAAUGAACAUUUCAAGGUUUAAUUAUCUGGAGAAUGCAAAAUCAUAUGGGUUAUUUUAAAGAGUGCUGAAAGGCUGUCUUGUCUCGAUGGUUGGAAGUAGAUUAAGAGAAGGAUGGUGAAGGUAAGUGAAAUUAGUCACUGUGGUUAUAAAGGAAGGUAAAUUUUAAAAUUAGCAGGACACCCAAUAGUAUCAACAUAGAAUAAAAAGAAAAUGUAUACAGAAUCCUGAAAGAUACAAAGAUCUUUUCCAUAUGCUAUAAGAUAAAGAUAUGAACUUCAUUAACUUUUUACAAUAAUAAUUAAAGAAGAUAAUUUUAAUGGAAAAGAUAUAAAGUCUGUGCUAUAGGCAUUUUCUUCUAGAAACUAGACAAUUUUUGAUUAAAUCACACUGGAAAUGGAAUAAGUGUAAACCGAAUUGUACAUGAAGAAACAUCAGAUUUUAUCGUGGGCUGACUAUAAGUCUCAAAGGAGUAAAAGAAGGAAUUUUGUGACAUUUAGGUAUCUGAUUUGGUAAUAUGUAAAAGCCAACUAUAAACAUGUUAAAUGUGUUUAAUCUUGGGAAUAAAAAAAAUCAAGAAGAGAGGAACAAGAUUAAGCAAAUGAUAUUGAAGCUGAGAUAUCAAGAAACAUGUUGGUUCACUCACAUGGUCAGACUGUCUAUUAGAAAGUCAAAAAUAACAGAUGUUGGCAAAGCUGCAGAGCAAAAGGAACACUUAUAUACUGUUGGUAAGAAUGAAAAUUAGUUCAGCCACUGUGGAAAGCAGUUUGGAAUUUUCUCAAAGAACUAAAAAUAGAAGUACCAUUGGGCCCAGCAAUUCUAUUACUGGAUGUAUACCCAAAGGAAAAUAAAUCAUUCUACCUGAGAGACACAUGGACUUGGAUGUUCAUCGCAGCACUAUUCACAAUAGCAAAGACAUGGAAUAAACCUAGGUGCCCAUCAGUGGUGGAUUGGAUAAAGUAAAUGUGGUACAUAUACAUCAUGGAAUGCUAUGUGGCCAUAAAAAGGACCAUGUUUUUUGCAGCAACAUAAAUGCAUCUGGAGGUCAUUAUCCUAGGCAAAUUAAUGCAAAAACAGAAAACCAAAUAUCACAUGUCCUCACUUAUAAGUAAAAGCUAAAUCUUGAGUAUAUAAGGGCAUAAAGAUGGAAACAAUAGACAUUGGAGACUCCAAAAAAGGGAAGGAGGGGGAAAGGGCUGAAACACUUGUUAUUGGGUACUAUGUUCACUAUCUUGAGUGACAGGAUAAAUAGAAGCCCAAGCCUCAGUAUCAUACAAUAUACCCCUGUAACAAACAUGAGUAUGUACCUCCCUGAAUCUAAAAUAAAAAUGGAAAUUCAAACUUUAAAAAUAAUAAUAAAAUAAAAUGGUUUUCCAUGGGGAGGAAUAGGACUAGGGAGUAAGAACAAAAAUGCAUUUAAAAAACACAUUAGUCCUAAAUCUCCCUUUCCUUUGUACCCCCAAAAGAGCCCACUCACUCAUUGAUCUUUAGAUCACAGUGCAUUAUUUUACUCUAUUCUUAUUUAUUAAAGAUGUAGCUUAUUUUAUUCAAUUCUCAGUCCCUCUCUAAAUAUUCUAGAAGAGUUUUGUACCUGAAGUCGGUAUUUUUGCUGUCUUUAUUUUCUUUUUAAAUGUGUAAUAAGCAGUAUAUAUUUGAUAAUCUAUCCAAAGUCUCUUAUGUAUGGUAGUAUUAGUAUUCUUUUUUUUUCAUUCUGAUAUAUAUUUUUAUUAAAUUUUUACAUUAUUUACAAAUUUGUAUGCUUCAUUAUAAUAACAAAGCAUUUAUUAUUUAUUAGAAUAUACAAGUAUGUUGUGACCCGAUGGCUGGAAAAUGCUGCUCUGGAGAAAUUAACACUGGCUAGGCAGGUGAGAAGAGGUGUAGGAAGCCCAAGGCUUAUAUACAUACAACAAGGCCCUGUAAGUAUGAUUGCUCUGCCACUCCCUUCUGGCCUGCUAUUGAAUUGGUCAUCUCUCAACACCACACAUCAAUCUUGGGCCUGACCUCAGCAAUGUCACUUUGAUCGUGUCCCUUCAGGGCAUAGUCUAAAGGCUGCUGGGCUAGUUAGUAACCUGACCUUGCUCUCAGUAUUCUGGAGUGAUCAAUAUUACCGUACAGAGGCCAUUGCAUGACACUCACUGGUGAUCCACCGGCUGGUAUCGCAGUCACACUGAGAAACCGAGGUACGGAUGGAGAAUGCUGUACCUCAAAGCCAUUUGCCUCCUAGAAGUGUCCAAUUCAGUGAUUCUGGAUCUUAUCUGUCAUAGUCUACCUUAUUUAAGACCCUGUGGGAACUCCAGUUUCUCAAUCCUUGCUCCUGUAGUAUUCUUUUCAACAUCAAUUUUCUUGAGAUACUGCUAAAAGCGGUAUAUUUUUCUCUUAUACUUUACAAAAAUUGUCUUUACAUUAUGAAUCUUCACAAUGAUGAAACUAAAAAUAUUCAAUGACUGGUGCUCCAGAAUUUCCCGCAUGAUUUAUACAGCUAAAUCCUUGCUACAGUAUAAAAACUGCAAUAUUUAUUCAUAGCCUUGAAGUGAUUGAAAAGAAGAGGUUGUCAGGUAGGGUCUUGAUCAGAAUGUGUCUAAGAAGCUCCAUCACAUUUGUCGGAUAAGUUUUUGAGGUUGACAUUUUCUGGGCACAGCAGUUUAACCUGACAUUGGUUUGCAAAGCUUAAUAAAAAGAUUUUGCAAACCACAUUAGUUCAAAUAGCAAUAAAACAUUGGCUUUAGGUUUUUUUUAUUGAUUUGACAUCAGCUCAGAAGAAGGCAGGAGUAUGAAGGUCAAUUUUUUUCUUAAGGUAUUUUGUAGAGACCUGUUCUAAUAACAGCUCAGAUAUUACAAUAGCUAAGCAUUUCAGGCUUGUGUGCAGUAAUAUCCUUUUGCAUGAAAAGUUGCCCAACUUUCUAGCUAACCAAACGUCAAAGCAUGUACUUGGGCUGUAAACUAAUUGGUAGCAAAACUCAUUAAGAAUUCUGGUUGCAGUAAUAGCUUUUCUUCUAUUGCCAUUGCCUUUAAUGAGAAGCAGAACAACAGAAGCCACAUUACUGGCCUGACAAUUCGUUCUAUUGAUUUAUUAUGCCUGCUCUGCUGCCAUCUACAUGAAGGGACUAUAAAACAUUAGACUGGUAUUAGUAAAUUUGACUUCUGCAAAUAUAGUAAAAAGAGGCUAGUGCUUAGAUGUGAUACCACUGCAUGACAGUUUACCUUCUUUUUUUUUUCCCAGUGGAGUUCACUGUCUAAAACAUAGAUAAGGAAUACAUAUUCAGAAAAUCAUUAUUAUAGACAAUUUUUAUUUCAAUCAUGGAAAUAAAUAGAUAUUGCAUUUAACAAAUUUUCUAAACACAUUUUUUGCCAAAUUUAAUUGAAUUUCAU